UUUAAUAAUUUUAUCCAAUUUUUUAAUGCUACUUUUUAUGUCAAUAAGUUAAAUAGUAUUGCAUGUUUAAGGAAGCACACAUUCGUGUUAAAAAUUUAAUUACAGCCAAAGUAUUACAUAUUUAUUACGUGAUAAAUCACGUUAUUAUAGUGUACACGAAAAAAAGGAAAACUAAAUUAAGGCUUAGUGUAUAUCUAACCUUCAAGAUCGAUCGACUUCAAAGGCGUUCACUUACGUUUACAUUGAGGAUCAAACUUUGUUAUGGCAACAAUAACUCGAACUGUCAAACGUCAUUCGCCGAAGUUCGAUACCGGAGUGAUGUAGAUCUACUCGUUCGCCGAUGACAUAGGAUGAGAUCGCGUCGUGUGCCGUAAUAAUAAUGCGCCUCAGAUUCGUCAGGGCAGUCCUGGUGCUCGCGUUGUUGGGUAAUAUCAUCGUCUGGCACAGGAUAUGGCGGCUGUUCGCGGCGCAAAACACCUUGGGCCUAUUGACGCCGAGUGUCGGGACGAACGAACCCCCGCAGAAGCUUCACCGACGCUUGGCUCGCCUAGUCACUAUUGUCAUCAGGCAGUUCGAGAAUUUUGAGAACGAUGUGGCGUCCAUGGUGGAGUCAGUUUUGAAUUCCUUCCCGGAGAUACCCGUCCUGAUAGUAUGCGAUGAAGUGCCAUAUCCACCAUUGGAGUUGGACUUCGCCAAUGAGAGUAUGAAGAAUGUUAAGCUGAUCAGUUUACGACCAGAAUUCAAUAAGUCCUUCGAUGAGAGGAAUCCUCUCUUCUAUAUACGCACCAAGUUUGUUCUGUUUAUGCCAGAUGCGACAAGAUUGUCGACUAAGCAAGUUAUACAGGAGACUGUCUCGCAAGUGUCAAAUUUAGGAGUAGUUAUUGUACCAGUGGGGAAGGUUGCCUUGCAUUGUCUCGAGUUAGAUUUAAGAGUGAAAGAAUGGAGUUUGAGGAUAACACGGAUUACAGGGACAGAAUGUGAUAGUGUAACGGGCAAGCAUGUAACUGUGCUUGAAGCAAAAAUUUUAAGGAGACUGUCGGAUCCAUUUCUAUUACCCUUGAUGGAUGCUUUAUACAUUCAGAUGGCAGCCAUUGGUGCUAAGAUACACAUAUUGAAAAACUAUCAAUUCAACGAGGGAAAGCCAUUAUAUAGAAACCAACAAGCCCAAUCUAAGGUGCAGCAGUUGUAUCGCACGCGAGAGCGAUUGAUGUUUGAGAAACUAGGAAUAAAGAAGGUCACAAGGACUUCUGGUUCCAUAGAGUGGUAUGGUUGCUCACGGGAAACCGCAAGGUGCUUCGGUUCCGUGAUAAACGGCGUGCCAUCGUAUCUCUAUUUGCGUCGAUACACACCCCCUUGUUGCCUGGCUGGAUUGAGGAAAGUCGCCCAUCAUGUUAUCGACAAACUGGAGGAAGUUGGUAUACGAUUUUGGUUGGAAGGUCAGUCGUUGCUUGGAGGAAUGAGACACGGUGAUAUUUUACCGUGGGAUCAUGAAGUACAAAUCGGACUGAACCGUGACGAUCUGACGAGAUCGCCGUGGCUAGUCAGGGCCAGGAGUAAACCGGUUGUCGACGACGACGGUUUUAUUUGGGAGAAGGCGACGGAGGGCGAGUUCUUCAAGGUACAGUACUCCAGGGUUAAUCGUUUACACGUGAACCUGCUGCCAUUCUACGCGCGCAAUGGAUCCAUGAUGAAGGACGCGUGGUUUCUGAAGAACCGGGACUUUCCGGAGCACUUUCUCCAUCCGAUGUCGAGCAUCGAGUUCGCCGGUAGACAAGUGCCAUGUCCAAAUAACAUUAGGGACUUUUUAGAGCUUAAAUAUUUUAAAGGUGUGAUAGAGAAUCCAGAAUUACCUGGUAAAUUUGUUUUCGAUUAAUUCGUUUUCGAAUAAUUGCGCGAAUUAUUCGCGGUAGUGUAUGGCAAUAUUUUUUGCUUCAUUUUAUCAAGAAACUGGUACUUAUUGCGGCUAAGUCGCAUUUAUUGUUACUAUCGAAUUGAUAAUUAUAUCAAUUAUGCAUGUAUCUAAUGAUACUAGAAUUAUCUACGCAUGAAGAAAUGUUAAGAUCUGAAUAAAAAUUGCAACUCGACAUUCUUGCAAUGUCUUCCUUUUAAGGAAA
Nylanderia fulva is the source of this 2114-nucleotide messenger RNA. Its product is annotated as ribitol 5-phosphate transferase FKRP. Gene Ontology annotation, cellular component: Golgi apparatus. NCBI's taxonomy places the organism in Eukaryota, Metazoa, Arthropoda, Insecta, Hymenoptera, Formicidae. The record is from RefSeq and is a predicted model, not a curated record. Gene Ontology annotation, biological process: protein O-linked glycosylation via mannose.